This is a messenger RNA of Drosophila subobscura, 2847 nucleotides long. RefSeq names its product RNA polymerase-associated protein Rtf1 (gene Rtf1). Gene Ontology annotation, molecular function: DNA binding; RNA polymerase II C-terminal domain phosphoserine binding. NCBI's taxonomy places the organism in Eukaryota, Metazoa, Arthropoda, Insecta, Diptera, Drosophilidae. The record is from RefSeq and is a predicted model, not a curated record. Gene Ontology annotation, cellular component: Cdc73/Paf1 complex.
CUAUCACGCGGUCACACUGGUCACAUUCAGCUUUGUUAAAUUUUAUUUCUUUUAGCAUAAAAACGUGAAAAAUAGUAUAAUGGGAAAACGGAGGACGCAAUCCCAGAUCGACUCGAACUCGAGCGACAGUGAUAGCGAAUCGGACACCAAACUGGAGUCGGACCUCCUGUCGGUGGCCAAGAAGCGCAAGAAGCCGCAAAAUGCCAGCAAGGCGAGCUCCCUAUCCGACUCGGACUCGGAUUGGGCGAACAACAAAUCUGGAGCGCCUGCCACAAAGAAGAAGAAGCGUCCGAAGAAGGCCAGCAGGGACUCAAGUUCGUCAGAGUCCAACUGGGACGAUGAGAGCCAGGAUGAAGUGCAGCCCCCGCCUGUGGAGAAGAAGCCCGAGGAGGCUCCGAAGCCCGGCAACGUCAGCGAGCACGAGGAGGGCGAAGUCUCCGACAGCGACUCGGACGACUCGAAAUCAAACUCCUCAUCUGGCUCCGAUUCAUCCGGCUCGUCCUCGUCCAGCUCCGACGCAGAGUUCGAUGAUGGCUUCGACGACGACAUGAUGGGCGAUGAGGAGGAUCGCAAGCGUCUCAAUGAUCUGUCGGAAAAGGAGCGCGAGACGGAGAUCUUUAAGCGCAUCGAACAGCGGGAAAUCAGGCGAACGCGCUGGGAGAUCGAGAGGAAGCUGAAGCUUGCCCGGCGGGGCGAAAGAAACGAAAAGUCAAGGUCAAAGGGGGAGCGGGCCAAAAAGAAGAAGGAGAAGAAGGCCAAAAAAUCAAGGAUACCUCCGUCUAUGCCACCGCCAUCAAACUCCGUACUAUCCGAGCUGGAGCCCAAACCGAUCAGCGAUGUGGGCAGCAAAAGUCCCCUGCCUCUGUCCGCCAGUCGGGAUGUGGCCUCAACUUCGGCGGCCGUGGCCAGCAUUCUCAAUGACCGAGGAUCAGACGAUCAGUCUGCCUCCGGCAUGGGCGACUAUUUUGAUCACAAAGAACGCUCCAAGGAGCGAAAGAAGAAUGUGGAGGCCAACAAAACCGAUGACAAGCGAAGCAAUGCCAUGGCCCUGCUGAAGGCCAAGCGAGAGGGCAAGGCCAAGAGAGAGGAAGAGGAAGCUAAGAGGCAAGCCGAACGCGAUCGAGACGACAAGGAGGAACUUGAGAGCGUCUCUGGCUGCAAGUCGGCCGUGAAGCUGAAAGCAUCGGAGAUAUACUCGGACGACUCGGGCAGCAGCGACUGGGACGAGGAUGAGAAGCCAACGGGCAAGCGCUCACGUUCGAUUAGCAGCAAGGCUUCCAGCGAGUCCGAGGAUGAUGACAAGACUACCAAGAGUCCUACGUUCAUAUCGAACCGCGAGGAUCUGAACAAGCUGCGGCUGUCGCGCCACAAGAUGGAGCGCUUCGUCAAUUUGCCCAUCUUCGAGAGCACCGUUCUGAACUGCUUUGUGAGAAUAAGCAUUGGCAACAAUGGCCAGAAGCCGGUCUAUCUAGUCGCUGAGAUCACCGGCGUGGUGGAGACGGGCAAGAUAUAUAGCCUGGGAACCACGAGAACCAAUCGGGGACUUCGCCUCAAGCACGGCACUCAGGAGCGAGUCUUUCGGCUGGAGUUCAUCUCCAAUCAGGAGUUCACCGAGAACGAGUUCAAAAAGUGGAAGGACAGCUGCCAAGAGCAGCACGUCCAGAUGCCCUCCAUGGAACUCAUCGACAUAAAGGCGAACGAUAUUAAGAAGGCCCUGAACUACGAGUUCAAGGACGAGGAUGUGGACAAGAUUGUGGAGGAAAAGAAUCGCUUCCGCAACCGUCCCACCAACUAUGCCAUGAAGAAGACCUGCCUGAUGAAGGAGCGCGAUGCAGCCAUGCUGCGCGGUGACUACGACAUUGCCCAGGAUCUGAGCCAGCAGAUCGAUGAGCUGGAGAACAGAGCCUCGGAGCUGGACAAGCGAAGAUCGCACACACUGAAUCUGAUUUCGUACAUCAAUGAUCGCAACCGCAAGAAGAACGUUCAAGAUGCCGAGAAGGCGAUCAUGGAGGAGGCCCGGGCCAACAAGGGCCAGAAGAUAUGUGAUCCAUUCACACGACGCAUCACACAGCCGCGCAUGGGUUUCAAAGGCACCAAGAAGGACGAGGACGAUAUACAGCUCGCACCCCUGCCCCCGCCGCCGCCAGGCAAGAAACGGCCAAAUGAGGCCGGCUCCUCAAACUCCAACGCGAAGCCCACAGACGCCAAGGACUUUAGCCUGUACUCGCUGCAUGACUUUGACAUAGACCUGGAUGUGCCUCUGCCGGUUAACAGCACAAAUUCGGUGCCAAAGCCAGCGAAUAAACCAGCCGAAACCGUCUCCAAGCGGUCGCUUAAUCUGGAGGACUACAAGAAGAAGCGCGGCCUCAUCUAGGGCGUGCGACUCAGCCCACAUAUUGACAAAGCUCUUGCGUUAAUGCGUCCUAGUUAGUGUAGUUAAACAGUUAAAACGAAGCAAAACAAAAGUUAAUUAACGAACUCCAAAUCGUUGCAGUUUCUGUGUUGCAUUAGAGAACGGACAGGACACACACUGUUGCUGGGAAGAGGAUGAUUAGGGAUAUUUCAACUGUUAUCAUUUGUCCAACUAUUGCUAUUCUUCUCUCUUUUGUGUUUAUCUGUGUUAAUGCACUCUUCUAUUUAGAAUUCGAUGCUUAGAAAAAAUGUACAAUACAAAAACAAAAACCACCCCACAAAAACGAUUACGAAUUCGCAUCGUAUGCCCAACAACUGCAGUCCCAAUUUUCCUAGUACUUAAGUGGAAAGAAAUUGUAUUAUAUAGCUGCCACCGUAUUCGACCCAAUCAUCCUCCAUGCAAUGUUUAAUAAAUUUAUACGAUACUGAUCAUAA